UAUGUGGAAUGGCAUGUCCCAAGUCAUCUACGAAAACAAAGUCAACUUCUUGGUUCUACGUAAAGUCUUGUAAAUUUCUCAGCUUCGUCCUUAAACCGGCGGAUCGGUCGAUACGACUCUUUCACGUUCUCUGUUCUUCCUCUGUUUCCUUCUUUACGGGAUCUCUCCAUCUCGAUUGAUGCUCUGUGCUUCCAAAGGAAUCUCGAUUGACACUUAGAAUCCAUCGUCCCACACCCCAAACCGACCCUCCAUUGUUGGCCACCUAAAUUAGCUUCCGUCCUCGACGACAACGAUGAAGGGAACUCUUGGCCUCUGCACCAUCCUACUCACAGCAUUAGCAGCGACGGUCUCCCGGGCGAAAGGUGCCGCUCAUUUUCCUUUCGCGGUCUGCUACGACCCCACUGAGGACUACAAGGCCAGCACCGCCUACAAGCAAAGCGUCAACAGCCUGCUCCUCGCGCUGCGGCGCAACGCGUCCCUCACUGGCUUCGGCACCGCGGUCGCCGGCCAGCCCCCGAACAGAGUUUAUGGCACCAUCCUCUGCUACGGCGACGCCUCAAGCGAGGAUUGCAGGGGUUGCAUCUAUAACGCCACCGAAGGAACAGACUCCGUCUGCGAGUCUUGGGUAAUGUGGUAUGACCACUGUAUGGUGAGAUACUCUCCUUCGAACUUCAUAGGCGUUCUGGACACGGAGGACGUCGUCUCCGGCACCAACCCCGACAGCCCUGAUACUUCGGACCCUGCCCUCUUCAACACCCAGCUGCUAACGCUCCUCACCAACCUUACGACGACUGCCGCCGGCAACCGAUCCGAGAUGAAGUACGCGACCGGAAACAUUUCGGUCACGGCCGGUCAGACGAUCCACGGCUGGGUGCAAUGCACAAGGGACAUCUCCCUCAAUGACUGCGGCACCUGCUUGGCAAAUUUGACCUCAAGGAUCCAGACGUGCUGCAACGAGAAGACGGACGUCUUCAUCAGCUCAGGAACUUGCAUUAUUAGGUACCAGGUGCCACAGCUGCCUUCUUCCGAUGCAAACCCGCGGGAAAAAAAUCCACAGCUGCCUUCUUCAAGCUCAGCAAGGAUCGGGCUCUACUGGAUUCGAAACGACAUUCUUGUCGCCAUUAUCUCAACAAUUUCUACAGCAGCACUGUGUCUUGGAAUUCCUCAUUCUUUCUCCUUAUAA
This is a messenger RNA of Nymphaea colorata (pocket water lily), 1183 nucleotides long. RefSeq names its product cysteine-rich repeat secretory protein 38-like. Lineage: Eukaryota; Viridiplantae; Streptophyta; Magnoliopsida; Nymphaeales; Nymphaeaceae. The record is from RefSeq and is a predicted model, not a curated record. The transcript is spliced from 2 exons. The coding region runs from base 293 to 1183 and encodes 296 amino acids.